Molecule: messenger RNA, 8339 nt
Organism: Carassius gibelio (silver crucian carp)
Lineage: Eukaryota; Metazoa; Chordata; Actinopteri; Cypriniformes; Cyprinidae
Product: polypyrimidine tract-binding protein 3
Exons: 14
Coding region: 380-1945 (521 amino acids)
Biological process (GO): mRNA processing; regulation of RNA splicing
Cellular component (GO): nucleus
Molecular function (GO): mRNA binding
Source: RefSeq, a predicted model, not a curated record
AUGUUGGAGUUGCAACCUCAGGCUGCUUGUUUUUAUUUUUAAAUGCAAAUUGGGAAUAUUAUUAAGUGACAGUCUUUUAUUUUUUAUUGUUUGGCUUGUAUUCAAAUUAUGAUGCACGUCGUUUAUGGGUUACAAUCGGUGAAUGUUGUUGAGAUGCAAAAUAUGGGCGUAUAGCACGGUUUAUAUAGCGUGAUCAAAGUUAGAUUCAAGGAAGUGGGUUUGUUUUUUAGAAUUCAAUUUCGUUUUGCUUGUAGCUUUUGUUAUAUAACCAUUCGUCGUUUGCUUUCAGAUCUUGCUCGUCUAUGUACAUACAAGGCAUGAAUUGGAGUGGGCAUCUGGAGAGCCUCCUGUUUCCGCCUCCUCGUGUUGCUUUACUACCAUGAGCAGUUCCACUCCAUCCACAGCUAAUGGCACUGACAGUAAAACGUAUAAAGGAGAACGAUCUCCUUGUGGCCCUUCCCGCGUCCUCCACGUCCGCAAAGUUCCCAUCGAAGUGUCUGAGGCAGAGGUCAUCUCACUAGGAGUCCCUUUCGGCAAAGUCACCAACCUGUUGAUGCUUAAAGGGAAAAACCAAGCUUUUAUAGAAAUGGCUUCUGAAGAAGCAGCAAUCACCAUGGUCAACUACUACACCACAGCCACACCCCAUGUCCGCAACCAGCCCGUCUACAUCCAGUACUCCAACCACCGUGAGCUCAAGACUGAUAAUCUGCUCAAUCAGGGGAGGGCUCAGGCUGCUCUGCAAGCUGUCAAUGCAGUGCAUUCUGGGAAUAUGAGUCUCUCUGGGACUGCGACAGCCAGUGACGGUGGAAUGAUGCCUGGACAAAGUCCUGUGCUUCGUAUCAUCGUAGAGAAUCUCUACUACCCAGUGUCUCUAGAAGUGCUACACCAGAUCUUCUCAAAAUUUGGAACGGUCCUGAAGAUCAUUACCUUCACCAAGAACAACCAGUUCCAGGCCUUGCUACAAUACGCAGAUCCAAUGAACGCACAUCACGCCAAAGUGGCUUUGGAUGGGCAGAACAUCUACAACGGCUGCUGCACUCUCCGUGUUGAAUUCUCCAAGCUGACCAGUCUGAAUGUGAAGUACAACAACGACAAGAGCAGAGACUUCACACGUCUAGACCUGCCCUCAGGGGACGGGCAGCCCACGCUGGACCCCUCCAUGCAGACCGCUUUUGGGGCUCCUGGGAUCAUUUCCUCUCCAUACCCCGGGGCGCCUGGUUUCGCUCCUGCUAUCGGUUUCCAUCAGGCAGGUCUGUCUAUGCAGGCCAUGCCUGGUGCUCUGGGACCUCUCACCAUCCCUUCAUCAGCAAUGACAGGACGGAUGACCAUCCACGGCAUGACUCCCACCACCAUCCACUCUGUGCUCCUCGUCUCCAACCUCAACCCUGAAAGCAUAUCACCACACGGGCUCUUCAUUUUAUUCGGAGUGUACGGAGAUGUUCACAGAGUCAAGAUUCUGUUCAACAAGAAAGAGAAUGCCUUAAUACAGAUGGCAGACGCCACGCAAGCCCAGCUCGCGAUGAGUCAUUUGAACGGUCAGCGUCUGUAUGGUAAGGUGAUCCGUGUGACCAUCUCCAAGCACCAGACGGUGCAGCUCCCCAGGGAGGGUCAGGAGGACCAGGGCCUGACCAAAGACUUCAGUGGGAGCCCGCUGCACCGCUUCAAAAAGCCCGGCUCCAAGAACUUCCAGAACAUCUUCCCUCCCUCCGCCACCCUGCACCUCUCAAACAUCCCUCCCUCCACUACGGAUGAUUUUCUGAAAGACCUGUUUGCCGGUUCUGGAUACACAGUCAAGGCCUUCAAGUUUUUCCAGAAAGACCGCAAGAUGGCGCUGAUCCAGCUGGGUUCGGUGGAAGAAGCCAUCCAGGCUCUUAUCGACCUCCACGACCAUGACCUUGGAGAAAACCACCAUCUGCGAGUGUCCUUCUCCAAAUCCACCAUCUAGCACCGCCUUCACUACAAACACACCCUUUCCCCAUCCUCCCCGUUCCAGCCCUUCAACCUUCAGCAGUCUGACUGUUUCGUUCAGAGAAUAAGACUGGCUGACAAACUAUAAAAAAACUAUUAUAGAUAUUCAUGGGGUAGUUUUAGAGAUUUUCAAAAGAAAAGACAAAAAAGCAAAUAAGAGACUACUGCAGAACCUUUAGACAGUUUCAGAGUGAGUAUGAUUUACUCUCACGAAACCAGGGCUGAAGACACAUGGGAUAUCCAUGACAAUGUGACAUUUCUGGGAACCUCUGUGUGGAGGAAGAAGGACUCCCCCUUUAGUCGACUGGCAAGGACUUUGUUGUUGUGAAACACAAACUAACAUGAGAACAUUCUCAAAAAAGUCAAUGCUGAGGAAGUUUCCUCACUGCACACUUGCCGAUUACAUUGGAGACUGACUCUCCUGUAGCCCAAUGGCCUUGUUACCCCAGAUCUAAUGAGGGCAGAUUCUCCUCUGUGCCUCCUCCCAAAAAUAACACCUUCAUUUUCACUGGCUAUUUCAACGGAGCACCGCAUUUCCCGUGGGAUGUGUUGAACGCAUCAUCAAGGUGCUGCUGGAGAAAGAAAAUCUGUAGCGACGGUCUCAACCAAUGGGCUUGUCCUUUUUCUUCAGAGUAGCAUUAAAACAAGAGUGCUAUGGAUUCAAGAAUGAGUGCAUUUAAAAAUCGCAGCAUACAAAUCUUUUGUUUCUCAGCACUUUGAUUUGAAAUGAAGACAGGCACCGUGGGGAAUGUUUGGCAUCCUCAUAUCUGUUUACUGUGCAAAGAUGUAUAGCCAGAUGGUAGGCAUCUGUGAAUAGAUAGUGAAUGGCGUGAUUUGUUUUGUUUUUUCUUGUAUUAUGAAAAUUUUAUAUCAGACAGACCAGCCUUUUGUGGGCUCUCUGCACCUGCAAUGCUGUCAGAGAAAAUCUGUGUGCAAUGGCGCGAUGUCAUUGUCCAGUUGAUCGGGUUCCUUUGAACCGGGGCGAACAUUUUCAAACAUGCUCGAUCAUUCCGGAAAACUUACGGCCAGCUGUCAACUUUACUGGAACGCUCCAAUCAGCAACGCCCAGCCUGAUAGUAGGCUCCGCCUCCUAAGUGAAAUUCCCAAUGUGAAUGGUAUAGCCCGUGAUCUCGAUGGGAAAUUGAUGAUUUCCUCCAUUCUGUUCCCCUUCUUGCUCUCAGUUGAGUCUUUUCCUUUCGUUCUUCUUGUUCUCCAUCUUUCCACACAGGGGCAGAAGGUCCUGUGCUCGUUACUCUGUUCUUUCACUCCUCGCCUUUGGCCAAAGGUGUGAGAGUUUCAGCCAUGGGCUCUGUAGAAACCGUAGUGAAGCUCAUUGAGUCACAGCAAAAGAAAAGAGGGCGGCACUCUCUCUUGCCUUGCAGUCCCAACUAAAUGCCUCUGCAUCUGACCAAACCAAAUAUUAAAGGAAAGAGCGAUUCAGAAUGAGUUGAAGAUGCCGCCUAGUUCCCAAACCUAGUGAGCUGCUGCAUGAAUUGCAUAAUUGCCAUGAAAGCCCAUAAGUGACUGAUCUGGAGAGCUCUAAAACGGACUAAUAGCACAGGAAACUCACCUCCAAUAGAGUCCAGGCCAGAGGUUUUCUUCUAGAGGUCGAGAUGUUCUUCUAUGCCAAUUACACAAAGACUUUGGCAUCAUGGAAAUGCUUGCAUGCUCCAAAUAUACUCCAAAACUAGCAUCUCCUUCAUUGAUUCUGUUAAAAAAAUCAAUACAUUACAAGUUUUGAGCAGCGUUUGAAGGAUAGCAUUGGAUUUGAUUGAUUUUAGUACAGUUAGCAUGCUGCUAAGCUAAUGAGUCUAAUCGUAGAAAUGCAUUGCACAUGUCAAUAUUGAGCUUCUGUUAUGAAUUCUUUACACUUAUUACAGUGUUAGACUUUAAAUGUUGCUAAGCUAAUAAUGUGGUGUGGUGCGACACAACAGUAAAUUGAUGCCCUGGACAAAUGGAUUUAGAAAUUUGACUUGUUUUCAGUAAAGACAGUCUAGAGAUGCUGCAGUGCACCUCGACAAACAUCACUCACUGCAUAAAUGUAAAAAUACAUAGAACAUACUCAAUAUUUGCUUGUGCUAUGCAUUUCUACACUUCAGGUAUCACAACAUUAGCCUAGCAACAUGCUAAUGUCAAGCUCUGGAAUGAGUAGAUUCAUAUGAUUGAUUCAUUUUAGGGUGUUUCGGCCUGAAGUCAAAAUUUUUAAACAGGUUAAACAAAUUUAUAGAUAUUUUUCUUCAGUGAGUUAUAAGUAUAUUCCUUACCGACAUUUGCCUUGUUUCGCCCACCGUCUUGAAUGAGCUUCACAGUGCAUUCUGGGGUUGCCUUACAACGGUUACAUGCAGUGCUGCCUUAGAUUUGGCCAAAAUUGGAUAUCCUAGAAGGAUGGAACAGCCUUCGUGCCAGGAGCGCACCUGUGAUGCCUUAAAAUGUCAUUUAAAUAGGAAGCUCACUAGGUUUUGGAUCAUGGCAAUGGUGUGCAUAUACAAAAUCUGAUUCUGUAUAUGUAUAUGUAUAUGUAUGUUUAGUAAGUACUAAUGUAUAAUCACUGUUUUCAUUGGGACUGUCUGGGAUAUAUGAUGACUCGCUUGUGCGUACGAUGCAAGGUGCUGUUUCAUUUAGUGAAAAUCUGGCCUUAACAUUCCUAGGAAGGUCACUGUAGACCUGUUGAGUAGCAUCUAAAGGGAGCAGCUUCGAUGCCUGUGCGCUAUAUCCUCUAUCAGUGUCCAUUUGAAUCACAGUUAUGAAAUGAAUCAACAAUCUUCAUGUUCAUGCAAGGCAAGGGGUAGUGGCUUUUUUUUGUCUUUGACCGAUUUCACCUGAAGCGAUUCCAAACUUCACUUUCACUUCUCAAAAGAAAUUGAAUUUUGUUGAAGUUUACAGUCUUACAGUCAAAACUAUUCAGGUCUAUAUAUCUUAAGGAUUGUCAAGAUUUUUUGAGAAAAAAAAGUUACUUAUUUUUGGUAAUUUGUUCUUUUUUAUGGAAGAGAAAAACAUCAAAUUUGAAACCUCAUCGGGUUUUUCUACCACUAUAAUCAUUCAAGAAAUAUUGGUGAAAAAAAAAUCAUAUUUACUGUGUAUUUACCUAAUUUCUUAUUACGUGCCUUAUUAUGUGUUCAUAAUCAAAUAGGUUUUAGAAAUUUUACCUAAAAUAUCCUAUGUACUAUUUUGUGGGAUUGGUGAGAGGGUUGAUUUAUUUUGAUCUUGAUUUGUAUUUUAAUUUUUUUGUUGUGUAGCUUAUAGAUGUACAUUUUGUGGGGACUCAGUACCAUGUGGUCUUAAUAUGAAAUGAGAUGUAAGUUAUGAUGUAUGGUGCUGUGAAUGCUCUUAUUAGAAAAAUGAACGGUGAACUCAGCGAUGUUCAGAGCAUGCUGUGGGUCUCUAUUCUCCCUCGCUGAUGAUUGUGUGUGUGUGUGUGUGUGUGUGUGUGUGUGUGUGUGUACAUAUGUAUGCUAGACCCGCGUACCAUUGUUACAUAAAGCCUCUCUAGGCCACAAUUAUGUUCCUCCCAUCUCUGAUAUAAAUAUUUUGCGCUCAGAGAUGGAGGUUGCUGUAAGCUUGCGUAUUGUUCUUAUUAAAUAGUAUGAAUUUAUGAGCUGUUAUGAGCACAUCUGUGAAGUUUCUGUUCUUUUCUAUGUGAUCACACUUUUUCGCCAAGCGAAUUGUUAAAACAAGGGCAAGAAAAAUUCUGUGACUUUCAUUAAAGGAGCCACCCAAAUCAUAUCUAGAGUAGUGGUCGACUGAUAUAUAUCACCAAGGUGUAUCACCAAUUCUGUUUACCCAAUAUAUCAGAAGUGGGACUUUUAUUUUGACGUCGCAGGACAUUUAUUCUGGCAGCGCCCGUUCUCCAUCUUCAUUAGUUUACCGUCUCUGUUUAACAGUUUUGACUAAUAAAUUAGUACACAGAACUAUACUAAAAAGUAUUGUAAAACUAUAGUAAUACUUUUUUUUUCUACCGUCAUCAAAUGCGCGUGCAAUUUAAUCAAAAGACUUUAAAUAUGUAGUAAAUUUGACUUGCAAACUUUACCUUCUAAUUAAAUCUAUUAAUUUCAUUAAGUUCAACUAUUUUUUAUUUAUUUAUACAUUUUUCAAAUUCUAACAUUCAGUAAAUAUUAUGUAAAAUAAAUAUGCAUUUCAUUUAUGUGUGCAUGUGUUUUUACGAUCUUUAUAUGAAACAGUGUGAUAUAUCAUAUUUAUAUCGGCCACCUUGCUCUCUAAUUAAUCAAAAUCGGUCGACCACUAAUCUAGAGACUCGGAGGUGGGUCCUUUUUACUUUGGGCCAGUAAGUAACCGCCUAGCAACCAUCACAACACCCUAGCAACCGCAUAGCAAUGCAUUAAAGCCACUCUGAACAUCUUCGCAACCAUAUAGCAACAUUCUGGCAACCUCCCACAAACCAUAAUGUAAUGCCGGCGAGUUUUUCAUGAGAAUGACCGCUCAGAAAUCAAUAUCUGCCAAUGUGGACUGUAUCAUAUAUCUGCUUGGUAUCAUCUCUAAUCGUCUGAAUGUGCCUCAGAACGAGUGCGCAGAGACCCAGAAGCCCACAGCAUUCACUCUGAGUGUUCAGGUCUGCCUUCCAGUGAUGCUGAUGUCUGAGACCUCCGCCUGUGUGUUUUGGAGUUGUGUCUUAUUUACUGUAUCUUAUUAUUGAUUUAUUUUAGGGGUUUAGGCCUGUUUCGUUCUUGCUCUUUUGUGAUACUUUUUGCUCUUUUUUUGGGGGGGGGGGGGGGGGGGGUGUUGAUUUUCUUUAUUAAGAGUGUGAAAACUGGUUCAAGAUUGUUGUCUGUCACUCUGCCUCUUUACAAAAGCAGAUCUGGGUCUGUAAAUCCACCGAUGUGUGCGAACGGGAACGAGGGCGAUUGCUAAAGGUCAGGGCCGUCAGAAGCGCUCGGAAAGGCAAAAUAUACGCAGCCGCGCAAGCAGAAAGUCGAUCUGCUUCCAAGCUGCGAUGCUUUUUAUUUAUCAACAGGAGAAAAGCCAGACUCCAUAAACGUGUCCGCGAAGUCGCAAGAAGUCACUUGUUUUUGUUUCUCGAAGCGAAACAUUUUCCAACCACGUCUUGACUCAGGCAACAACGUUCCUCUGUGCUGUAAGACAUUUUCUCAUCGAUAUCCGCGCUCACUCACACACGUGUAUGUUUUUGUUUCAGGUUUUUUUUUACUGAAAAAGUCACAAAUAAUGCAGGACCAAAGUUUAUGUGCCUUUCAUCUAGCUUAUUUGUAACUUAUUUCCUGGCUGUAUAUCAGAAACCAACAAACGUCUUGUAUUUCCCACUCUCGAUCGUGUUACGAGUCUGUUCUGUUCGUUUCCCUCAGAAAGGUCAAGCCAUAUCCUUUCCCCCGUCAAACCAGAUUCUGAAUGUGUUACCAGGCCCUCAUGGAUUCAUUCGAACCGCCUUACACUUUCAGUAUUUCAUGAACAGCUCACCACGAUCUGUAAAACAGAAAAGCGGUUACACUUUUUGCUUAUAUCGUCAUCGAUUCCAUUAAAAAGCUUUACUCUAAAACGUACGAGACCAUAACGACAAACUAACCACUGAAACCAAAGGACUUGAUUGAAUUGAAAUCGAUUGAAUCGCUUUAUUACAAUGCAAUUGACCCUUACGAUCUAAACAAUUUCAAUUUCAGCCAUGAUGCUUUCUAUUUUCUUCUCGCGACUAAAUUUAUGGGCUUUUAUUAUGAAAAUUGCCUGGUGUCAUUUGCAUAAAAGGGAGGGGCUAGACUAAAUUAGCGUACUGACGUGUGGCUCAAGCACAGCGCACACACAGAAGUGCCUGAGUCGAUCUCAGGAUGCUUCGACACGCAAUGAAAUACCUAAUUUAUAGUUAUUAUGAAUGUUUCACUACCAAACGGAAACAAAUGCUGUAUAUAUAUGUUCCCUUAUUAUUUUAUUGUUAACCUGGCCAAAAAAAUGUUUAAAAUGGUUUCGGGGAACAAGAUACACACACACACACCAAUAUGAACUGGUUUUUAUAUUUAUGGAAAUUAACAUAAGAACACAGUUUGUCUUCUGUAUUUUGAUAUCAUACCAGUACCAGCUUUCAUUUGUAAAGCCGUUUGUGUGACUUGUGGGAAUUGGGGAGAGAGAUGAGCGUAUCCAGUUUAUGAGUUUGAUGUAAUAAAUGCAAAUAGAAGAUAAACUAUUAAAGAAACAUAUUUUCUAAUUUUUGCAGUGCAUGAUUGAGUGGAGAUUUUCUUUGUAUUUUUAUUUUUUAUUUGUUUUUGUAGAAAGCGUUUCUUUUUCUGUUCCUGAAUGGCGUAUUAUUAUGCAUACUCAUUAUUAGAGUUAUUAUUCUUAUUACCCACCCUGCUGACGUUUUCCUAAUCAACUUUAAUUGUAGCAUGCCUUGAAUAAAUGUCAUGACAUCUGUA